Molecule: messenger RNA, 643 nt
Organism: Hyaena hyaena (striped hyena)
Lineage: Eukaryota; Metazoa; Chordata; Mammalia; Carnivora; Hyaenidae
Gene: BANF2
Product: BANF family member 2
Exons: 4
Coding region: 225-590 (121 amino acids)
Molecular function (GO): DNA binding
Source: RefSeq, a predicted model, not a curated record
UAUGCGAGCUUCCCCUCCCAGGGCUGGCCUGCACUAACAGGGCCACGGCAACCGAGACAAGCUGACCUGUGGCGCCGACCAGCCAGGCGCUCUCGGGUUGCCAAAUGCAGGAAGUGAUAUUCUAAUCGCCACCCAGGCCCAGUCUGCCACCUGCUCGGGCUCCCUGGGCAAAGGUCAUCUAGGCGCUCGAUAGAGGCUCUGGGGCAGGGAGGCCAGGCUCUCAGAUGGCACAUCCCCUAGAGGAUGGCUCUGAGUCCCAAUUGGGGGCAGAGGCAGCCAUCGGCCCAGCGACACCCUUGCAGCAGCGCAAGCAGGAGAUGGAUCACAUGUCUCCCAGGCUGAGAGCCUUCCUCUCUGAACCCAUCGGAGAAAAGGAUGUUGCCUGGGUGGAAGGGAUCAGCCGUGAGCUUGCAAUCAAUUUGGUCACCAAAGGUUUCAACAAGGCCUACAUCCUGUUGGGACAGUUCCUUCUGAUGCACAAGAAUGAAGCUGAGUUUCAGAAGUGGCUCAUUUGUUGUUGCGGCGCCACCGAGUAUGAGGCCCAGGAGAGUUCCAACUGUCUGAAGGAGUGGUGUUCCUGCUUCCUAUAAACACACACCCCCUUGCUCUGAUGCCUGGGUAAACGACACGUUCUGUACUGACA